This is a messenger RNA of Aspergillus welwitschiae, 1093 nucleotides long. RefSeq lists its product as uncharacterized. Lineage: Eukaryota; Fungi; Ascomycota; Eurotiomycetes; Eurotiales; Aspergillaceae. The record is from RefSeq and is a predicted model, not a curated record. The coding region runs from base 235 to 897 and encodes 220 amino acids. The transcript has a single exon.
CCAAUCACUAGUUCCUCUCUAAGAUUAUGCCAAGGAUACCAAAUAAGGCAGACUUAGGAAUCCCAAAGCCACCCUCCAGCUUAGCUUGUAAUAUUAAUGGAGUGGCUGGACCAGACCAUCAAGGUUAGGCUGUAUUUCAUAUAAAGAGCAUGUUUAGUUGAACCUACUUAAAGUUCUACUAAACACCCUCUUUAAGGCCCAAACUACAAACGGGCGGCCUCCAGAGUCACAACAAUGGCCUCAGCCGAGAGACCCCGAAUCCUUCUUCUCUCUCUCGCAUAUCGCGACUUUCUCGAUGAAGUCUACUGCACGCUCUUCAGCAGGCUCUCAGAAUUGGCCAACAUCAAGCGCGCGAAGACCGCGAACGCCGCGCUUCAAAUAAUCGGCGAGACCACCUUCAAAGCAAUCAUCAUAACAGACGAAGGCCUUGCCGAAUCCGAUCAAGAGAACCAGGAAGUGCUGGCUAAAAUAAAAGCUUACGUUGAAAAAGGCGGGAUUGCUAUAGUCGGCCUGCACUUCCCCAACUUCACGCCCAUGGAUAAGUUCAGGAGGUUCUUCGAGGCCUUUGGCCUUGCCUGGAAAAAUGGCGACUAUCAUCGCACAACCUUCCGGCUUAAUCCAUCGGUCCUCUUGCCCGAAAGCAUUGAGACAGCUUCGUUGCCUGGGCCGUAUAGCAUGAAGGUUCUUCAUGUCAAGAACGCUAAGCGUCAGGAAAAGAUCUUUAUUCCGAUUGAAGGCGCGGUAACUCAGAGUCUUGUUUUCCCUCCAGAUUAUGUGAAUCAAACUCAAGCUGCCGUUGCAGGGGCAAGGCUCGGGUGGGGUUAUCUUGUAUACUGUGGAGAUGUUAAUGGGGAGGAUGGAUCAAAUCAGCUUAUUUUGGCGCUUUGCGGGUUUUAGGGACAAUACAGUCUCAUGAAUAUUAUGAUAGCUAGCGAGGGCUUGGCAGGAAAUGACAAAGCGCUGAGUCCACUCAUUAGGUGAUUUCCACUGAUUUAAUAUGAAUGAAGGUCUUGCAUAUUCUUACUAUGGAAUUUGAUCCAUACCAUCCUCACCAUGCCCGGUUCUACUGGAAGACAUUGUCAGGUGGGGAGUU